UAAACCGAUAUUCUAAAAUCGGCAACACUAAAACCAAACAAGCUAUAUGUAAUAGUCCUAAAACUUGUAUGUAGGAGUUAAUCAGUUAUUCCAUAAAUUACACAUUUGCCAGUACAUAAAGGAGAGACUGAGAUUUUAUGAAUCGAACAAGAACAAAUUAAUUGAUAUUUGCAAAUGUGUAGUAGCGGACAAUGAGGUCAAUUUGUGAAGAGCGAUGGAUUGCAAUUGUUGGUUUUGUGGUAGUUUUUUCUUCAGCAACCAUAUUGGCAGCAUGCCCUUACAAAUCAAUCUUCAGCUUCGGUGAUUCAUUUGCAGACACUGGCAACUUGUAUUUUAGCUCCCACCCACCUUCCCAUCACUGCUUUUUCCCUCCCUACGGUCAAACCUUCUUUCACCGGGUCACCGGACGCUGCUCCGAUGGCCGCCUCAUAAUCGAUUUCAUCGCUGAGUCACUGGGACUUCCACUGCUGAAACCAUAUUUGGGAAUGAAGAAGAAGAAUGUUGUUGGGGGAGCAAAUUUUGCUGUUAUUGGAGCCACGGCGUUAGACUUAAGCUUCUUUGAAGAGAGGGGCAUUUCUAUCCCUACCCAUUAUUCUUUGACAGUUCAAUUGAAUUGGUUCAAGGAACUGCUUCCUUCUCUCUGCAAUUCUUCCGCAGACUGCCAUGAAGUAGUUGGAAACUCAUUAUUUCUUAUGGGUGAAAUUGGAGGAAAUGAUUUCAACUAUCUUUUAUUUCAACAAAGGAGCAUAGCAGAGGUUAAAACAUUUGUGCCGUAUGUGAUCAAGGCAAUAACUUCAGCUGUCAACGAGUUGAUUGGUUUAGGGGCUCGCACGCUCAUAGUUCCUGGGAAUAUACCAUUGGGAUGUAGUAUAACGUAUUUAACAAUCUAUGAAACCAUGGAUAAGAACCAAUAUGACCAAUAUGGGUGCUUGAAGUGGUUAAAUAAGUUCGCCGAAUAUUACAACCAAAAGCUCCAAAGUGAAUUACAUAGGCUUCAGGGACUUCACUCUCAUGCUAAUAUCAUUUAUGCUGAUUAUUACAAUGCCAUAUUGUCAUUAUAUCGUGAUCCCACAAUGUUUGGUUUUACUAAUCUUAAAACCUGUUGUGGAAUGGGAGGUCCAUAUAAUUACAACGCAUCAGCAGAUUGUGGGGAUCCAGGAGUGAAUGCUUGUGAUGAUCCUUCUAAGCAUAUUGGAUGGGAUGGUGUUCACCUGACUGAGGCUGCAUAUAGAAUAAUUGCUCAAGGUUUAAUAAAAGGACCAUAUUGUCUCCCCCGAUUUAAUACCUUGUGCUUGAUAAACACUAGUUAUGGCCAUUUCAAUAGCUAAAAUGUAUCUUUGAUGAAAUGAAGUGAAAUAAAUUCAAUGUAGCUAACACUAUAACAUGAUUUGCAUAAGACGCCCAUAUCUUUCAAUAAUAAUAUAACUGUUAGUUUCAUUUC
Messenger RNA from Glycine soja, 1441 nucleotides. Its product is annotated as GDSL esterase/lipase At1g28600-like. The transcript has 6 exons. NCBI's taxonomy places the organism in Eukaryota, Viridiplantae, Streptophyta, Magnoliopsida, Fabales, Fabaceae. The coding region runs from base 192 to 1328 and encodes 378 amino acids. The record is from RefSeq and is a predicted model, not a curated record. Gene Ontology annotation, molecular function: hydrolase activity, acting on ester bonds.